This is a messenger RNA of Ficedula albicollis (Collared flycatcher), 1942 nucleotides long. RefSeq names its product sosondowah ankyrin repeat domain family member D (gene SOWAHD). The transcript has a single exon. Bases 89 to 1099 code for a protein of 336 amino acids. The record is from RefSeq and is a predicted model, not a curated record. Gene Ontology annotation, molecular function: protein binding. NCBI's taxonomy places the organism in Eukaryota, Metazoa, Chordata, Aves, Passeriformes, Muscicapidae.
UCGCCUGGCGCCGGGAGGGGAAGCGCGGGGUGAGUGCUGCCGAGCGUGAGCUGGGCCCUGCUGGGGACAGCCCUGCGAGAGCACCGCCAUGGCCCGGCAGGAGCGGGAGAAGAGCCUGGCAGAGCAGAAGGUAGCUGGCAUCUCCCGGAGGUUCUCCUUCCUGGAUGCCGACCAGCCCCGAGCUGGCGGCCAGGCCCGCAGCUCCCAUCUCUGGGCAGCCACCCUGGGGAGGAGGGAGCGUUUCCAGACGCUGCAGAGGAUGGACACCAACAAAAACAUCGACUGGGGCAGGCACAGUCUGGGGAGCUGGGGUAGGGCUUCAGGCAGGCUCUCCGUUAGCCCCAGCAGUACCCGGAGGAAGGAGCUGAAGGAAAUCCUCCUGCAGACCAACAGCCCUGGCAGCACCAUGCGGUUUGCCGCUGCAAAGAAGACAUCCAGCAGCAGCAGUGUUCCUGCAGGGCUGCACCAAGAGCAGAAGCCUGAGCAGAGCCCUGAUCUGCUGCCCCUUGUCCUUGAUCCCCUGGAGCACGCGUGGCUGCUGACGGUGGCUGAGGGUGAUGCAGACAGCAUCAUCAAGCUGCUGGACCUGGAUCCCAGCCUGCUGACCAGGAGAGACUUUGUGACUGGCUUCACUGCUCUCCACUGGCUUGCCAAGCAUGGCCACCAUGAGAGCUUCAUCCAGGUCAUCUCCCAUGCCCAGAAGAAAGGCUACCCUGUCAACAUGAACAUCCCCACAGCCAGCGGUGGGCUCACCCCUCUGCACCUGGCUGCCUUGCAGGGACACGAGGUGCUCAUCAAGGUGCUGGUGGGAGCUUAUGGGGCAGACACCAGCUGCAGGGACCACAACGGGCGCAAGGCUUGGCAGUACCUGCCAGCAGACACCUCCAGGGACCUGAAAGAGCUGGCAGGGGCCUUGGAGGAGGACUUGGUCCAGCUGCAGUCUCACAACACCAACAACAACUGUAAGUCAUCCAGAGAGGCUGGGGCUGGGCAAGACUCUGUGGACUCCGGGGCUGAGGGAAAAGCCCAGCACUCCUGGAGGCUGUCGACCCUCCGAGGCUUUGUUAGACAGGCAUUUGCUUUCUUCCAUGAGCGCUGAAGCUCUCCUGGCUCCAUUCACUGGUAAACCCAUGCUGGAUAGCAGCCAGAAAAGCCUGCAGGGAGCUGGGAACUUGGGUGCUCAAAAUCCUGGCCAAGUGAGGGUUAAGCCAUGGCAUCAUGGCCACCCUGGGUCUUGUGGUCUUUUGGGGCUGUUCUGGUGUGUGUGUUUGGAGCAUCCCAAUGGCCACUGGGAGCAGUACCUUGGGACAGCCCUUCCCAAAAACUGCCUGUCUGCAGAGGGGGUUUUGGCCUUGUGGAUGGAGACUCCUUGCUGCAUCCCAGCAGAUCCCCAUGGUUGAGGCUCACGUGUCAGCUCUGCUGUGGGGAGUUGCUCCAACACCCCAUAUGCUCACAGGAGGAUACUGACCUACCAUGUGUAAAUCCCAUGCUGCAAAUGCUUUCCAGCUCCCUGUGAGAUCCCCUGAUCUCUGCCAUAUGCACCUUCUCUGGGUUGAUGCUUGUUUAUGACAGCUGAUUAUAAAGCUGAUUCUCAGUAGAGUAAGAGCUAAGGGCCCUGUUUGUGAGAAGAGUCCAAGCCAAGAGAAGCCUUUCAAAGUGCAAAACAACUCACGCUGGCAGCCCUUCCCUUGAGAUCCCCAUCCCAGGAAGCCUGAAAUGCUCAACCUCAUUAGAAAUGGGGGCCAGAGCAAUGGAGGCAGGAGGGACACCAGGAGGGCAGCAUGCGGUGGCUCCUGUGGGGAUUAGAGUUGAGGAACAGUUCCAGAUGAUUCAUUCUCAGAAACUGUGGAAAAGGUAUGUGAAGGCUGUGAGAUCAUGCUCAAAAGUGAAACUGAUGAACAUUUCUGCAGCAGCAUAACCGUGCAUGUAUGUCUUACAUUAA